UGUUCGGGGCAGACGGCGGCGCUGGAGGUGUUUAAUGGCUGAACUCUCGGCUCCACGGCUGCUAACGUGUCUUAUUCGACAAUAACCGUUGGUUUUCGAGAGGCUGCGGGACCAGCGGCGGCUGUAGCGGAGCGAGGAGACCCGCGUGUGGCCGCGGCUAAGUUGCUAACUUUUUAAUGCUAAAUGAAGCUAAGCCGUUGAGCGAGAUUGAACUUCAUCGAUCCCCUGAAAACACCCAGCGGAAGUCUGACACGGAUUAAACCCCGCGGCGUGAAGACCUUUUUCUUUUUACCAAGAAUUUCCUGAAUUCCCUGGGACUAUUUUUCUCUCGUAACUUCGCCCCCUUUCUCUCGACAGCGAACUGUUGUCGUAGUGGCGUACAUUAGCAUUAGCUCGUUUUAGCUAGGUGCUAGCUCGCAGCCUUAGCGGCACGAUACUUUGCAUUUUGCCUCCCUGCUAAUUCCGAUAACUUUUUCACGACAAUGUCUUUCGUGUGUUUCGCAACGGGCGGACAAUUUGUCAACAAGAUGCAGCGCCGAGGAACAUCCGUCAUUUAAAGUGCGGUGGUAAUUGUGUCGUUCGCACCGAGGGCAAUGCCAGGAGUUGUUUGUCGUCUUCAUUCGUGUUUUGAGGAUCGUCCCCGUGCUUCAGAAGACUAGUUACCCCCAGAUGAUGCAGCUUCAGGAGGCAGUCUAACGCCCUUAAACCGAGCUAACAUGCACAAUAUCGUGCACAAUAACUUGGAAUAGGAGGCGAGCUUCAAGUCGUGCAGUUUUGCUCCACAUUUUCUUUUUGUGUGUGCGCGUGCUGAUGUGAACGAAGAGGAAACCCUCUCCAGUUUGACCCAGGGGAUACAAUAGCUCAUCUGAAGCAGCUCGUCGGUUGCAUGCGUCAAAAUGUCGGCCAUCUCUGCAUCCGAGAAGGUGGAUGGGUUCACGCGAAAGUCCAUGAGGAAGGCCCAGAAGCAGAGGAAGUCCCAGGGCUCGUCUCAGUACCGCACCCAGAGCGUCCCGGUCGAGCUCUCCCCGCUGCCACAGCUGAAAGAUGCCCCCUCCACAGAGCAGCAGGAACUGUUCACCCAGAAACUCCAGCAGUGUUGCAUGCUCUUUGACUUCUUUGACUCUGUGAUGGACCUCAAGAGCAAGGAAAUAAAGAGGGCGACACUCAACGAGCUCGUGGACUAUGUUUCCACCAACAGAGGAGUGCUGGUGGAGUCCACGUACCCAGAGAUCACUAAUAUGAUCUGCACCAACAUUUUCCGGACUCUUCCCCCGAGUGAAAACCCUGAUUUUGACCCAGAAGAGGAUGAACCCACUCUAGAGGCCUCAUGGCCUCACAUACAACUGGUCUACGAAUUCCUGCUGCGUUUUCUAGAAAAUCCAGACUUCCAGCCCAGCAUUGCCAAGCGCUACAUUGAUCAGAAAUUUGUUCUGCAGCUCCUGGAGCUGUUUGACAGUGAGGACCCGAGGGAGAGGGACUUUCUGAAGACCAUCCUGCAUCGGAUUUACGGAAAGUUCCUGGGCUUACGAGCCUUCAUCAGAAAGCAGAUCAACAAUAUCUUCUUGAAGUUCAUCUAUGAAACCGACCACUUCAACGGAGUCGCUGAGCUGCUAGAAAUCCUGGGAAGUAUCAUCAACGGCUUUGCGUUACCUCUGAAGGCCGAGCACAAACAGUUCCUGAUGAAAGUGCUCAUCCCGUUACACACAGCUAAAGGACUGGCGCUUUUCCACGCUCAACUGGCCUACUGUGUGGUUCAGUUCCUGGAGAAGGAUCCUACGCUCACUGAACCGGUGAUCCGUGGCCUGCUGAAGUUUUGGCCUAAAACCUGCAGCCAGAAAGAGGUGAUGUUUCUUGGUGAAAUUGAGGAGAUUCUGGACGUCAUCGAGCCGACACAAUUCAUUAAAAUCCAGGAGCCGCUGUUCAAACAGAUUUCUAGAUGCGUGGCCAAUCCACACUUUCAGGUAGCAGAGCGAGCGCUUUACUUCUGGAAUAACGAGUACAUCCUCAGCCUCAUUGAAGAGAACAUAGACAGGGUCCUUCCCAUCAUGUUCGGUAGCCUCUACAGAAUCUCCAAGGAGCACUGGAACCCGACAAUCGUAGCUCUGGUCUAUAACGUGCUGAAGACGUUGAUGGAGAUGAACUGUACUUUGUUUGAUGAGCUGACGUCCUCCUAUAAAGCAGAUAGACAACGGGAGAAGAAGAAGGAGCAGGAGAGGGAUGAGCUGUGGAAGAAGCUGGACGAGCUGAGACUCAGCGACAGCGCCCUGGUCCAGAACAACAGCCACGGGCUCCAGAACAACAAUAACAACAACAACAACAACAACAAUAGCAGCAGUAGUAAUAACGAUGACGCCGAGGACAAGCGUCCUACUGCUGCUGCCGUCGCCACAGACGACAAAGAGCCUGACGUCAGUGUGGCAGCCAAUGAGAGCACUCCAUGUGACAAAUGACACCGGAUGUUUUUUUUUUAUUCCGUACCGGUUUGACACCGUGUGCAGGACCGUCAGUGGAGGAUUGACGGAGACGGAAUAACACAAAUUACACCUCAGCAGUAUAUUACAUCUACUUAGAGUGACUUAGAACGCCAGCAUUUCUUUGGCAGAAAAAAAAAUAUAUAUUUCAACCUAAGACUAUUUUUGGAUGUGACAGUGUGGCAACAGUAUAUUGUUUAUUUGUCUGAUCAAAGAUUUAUCCUUUCACAUUUAGUUUCUUAACUGAAGAGGAUUUUAUUUGUUCUAUUCGUUGUAUGAUACACGGGGGAGGGCAGAAAAUAAUUAUGACUUGAAUUCAAUGUUUCCGAUUGUGCUGCACUUAGACGAGCUGAAUAGCUAUUUAAAGAUGUCUAUUUUUUAAAUGUGCUUUUCCCACUUGCUGCCAACACAUGGGUGCAAAACCUUAAGGAAGAAAUGUACUGCAGACUUUGGGAGUAUGUGGGGCAAAUGGGACCAGACCCAUAGUUAAGACAGUUAGUGUCCAUUAAUGUACAGUAAAGGGCUGUUGUCAGAAGCAGGAGAAGCUGGAAGAUGAAUCUCUGGGGAUAUGGGUGAAUGAGGCCAAAGACGUUAAAGACAAAAUGAUCCCAGCUAUGGUUAAAUCAAUGAAUGACUCUAGUUGAGACGGUGCAGUUAAAACUGGUUCACAAUUAUUCGAGUAAAUGUAAAAAAUAUUUGUUUGUGUUGCAGGUGUCGGUAAAUAUUUUUGUCUGAACAAAAUAGGAAGCCAGUCUGUGCAUCGAUGUCCCACCGUUACCCAAUCGUGAGUCAGGCUCAGCUGUCAAUCAAGAUGUUUCACUCGUUUUUAUAGCAUCAAAUAACCAAUUAAAACCAAACUUGCUGGAAAAAAUGAGCAAUUGUGUGAUAAGAACUACACAAAAUGACAAGAAAUCAUCUUAUUAUAUUUCACAAGUAUUUUGACUUUUUGUUUAUGAGCUAUACUGCAGCCAGCCACUAGGGGGUGAUCGAGAUUCUUCUCUUUAUGGGAGCUGUCAGACAGGAAACUGCUAGCUAAGCUCUGUCCCAGUCAGGAAAUGGUCUGGGUCAUGACAAUUCAUUAUGGUUUUUGUACAGAUUAAAUAAACAAGACAAGCUGGACCCCCUCUUCUUCAUGCUAAGCUAAGCUAACUGUAGCUUCAUUUUUCUUAAGAGGAGUGUGCGACCCUCUCACCAAACUCAGCAAGAAAGCAAACAUUUCCCCAACAAUUGAAGUAUUUGUAAAUUACAACAAACAAACAUGAGACCUACAGUGCUAUAUAUUUUUCUAGAGUGUCGACGAGGCAAAUACUUUUUCUUUCCAAUGCAGGAUGUGCUUGAGUGUGUAUUAGAUGAGUGCGUAUUUGUGUAUAUGUCAAUCUGGAGGCUACUUAAAGGGAAAUGCCACUCAGUUUAAUAUUGUAUGUACAGUGUGAUGUCUCUGUGGUCUAGGAAAGUGCAGUCACUGCUUAUAGGAGCAUAAAUGUUAAUCUCCAUCAAAGCUGUUACCACCACCGAGCUGUUUUUUUUGGUUUUUUUUUACAAUUCACGCGACUGAUUUUGUGUAUCUAUGAGUUUCUAUAUCCUAACAGUCUCGUUAUGACUUAGUGAUAUAAAGACCUUCAUUUUAACACCAGAAAAUCUUACAAGUAAUCUUUAAUCCUCUAAUCCAGACUUUAUAACCUUGCACACGCUUUUACUCUCCAUGUUCUGAUGUUGGAGGUUGACUAACGUGCUUAUUGAUGUAAUCUGACUGCCACAGAUCAUAGGAAAGACCUCUGAGAGUUUGUUUAGUAAUUGAAUGGUGUUCCCUCUGAGCCUGGGUGUGUCUGCUCUCUUAAAUUCAUAUUUAAGGUCCAGUCUUCUCUGAUGCCUUUCUGUCAGUACAGCAUUCCAGCCUCUGUGACGUUGAAAAAGAAGCCUGCGUGACGAACCUGUCUUCUGAUCGCAGAUCUUAUUUAGGUUUCACCAUCAAAUAAAGUCUAUUUUAUCUUUGUACUCAAAACGGAA
Messenger RNA from Paralichthys olivaceus (Japanese flounder), 4478 nucleotides. RefSeq names its product protein phosphatase 2, regulatory subunit B', alpha isoform (gene ppp2r5a). Gene Ontology annotation, cellular component: cytosol; nucleus; protein phosphatase type 2A complex. The record is from RefSeq and is a predicted model, not a curated record. Gene Ontology annotation, biological process: protein dephosphorylation; signal transduction. Gene Ontology annotation, molecular function: protein phosphatase activator activity. NCBI's taxonomy places the organism in Eukaryota, Metazoa, Chordata, Actinopteri, Pleuronectiformes, Paralichthyidae.